Messenger RNA from Penicillium nucicola, 1833 nucleotides. RefSeq names its product putative DNA repair protein (Rad57). The coding region runs from base 1 to 1833 and encodes 610 amino acids. The record is from RefSeq and is a predicted model, not a curated record. NCBI's taxonomy places the organism in Eukaryota, Fungi, Ascomycota, Eurotiomycetes, Eurotiales, Aspergillaceae. The transcript is spliced from 2 exons. Gene Ontology annotation, molecular function: DNA strand exchange activity; ATP binding; ATP hydrolysis activity. Gene Ontology annotation, biological process: DNA recombinase assembly; DNA strand invasion; mitotic recombination.
AUGGAUCUGCUAACAGUCCUACCUGGCUUCCAAACAAAACCAUAUCAACACCUUCUCCCAGCUUUAGAGCGAACAAAAAUCACCACCGUCGACCUACUCACCAUCGAAUUCCUCGAAAUCGCGAAACGCGCCCAUGUGCCCCCCGCAGACAUUCGGCGGCUCUGCGACCGCGUUGUCGAGGCUCUCCAUGCCGACAUUGGCUUCGUUGAGUCCGAGCCCAUUAUAGAAGAUUCAGACGGCGACGAAGAUGAGGAUGAAGAGUUGAAUGCCAGUAUACACCCGACUGGCCUAGCUCUUGGCCCUGCGACAAGCCGCACGACGUCACAAUGGAAUACGAUCAGCACCCUGGACCCCGUGAUGGACGACCUUCUCGGGGGUGGGAUCCCGACGGGGUAUAUGGUUGAAAUUACUGGGGAGAGUGGAAGUGGCAAGACCCAAUUCCUCAUGAGUCUAUGUCUGGCUGUUCAGUUGCCGAAGCCGUAUGGCCUCCGGCGUCGCGCAUUAUACAUCUCGACUGAGCACCCGCUAUCCACUCCCCGGCUUUCCCAGCUCAUUGAAUGCCACCCCAUACUUUCGUCUUUGUCGGCCGAGGAGGCACCUUCACUGGAGGAUAUCCUGUCUAUAAACGCCAUGGACUUGGAGGCACAAGACCACAUUUUGAAUUACCAGCUUCCUGUUGCAAUCCAACGCUACAAUAUUGGGCUGGUUAUUAUCGACUCGAUAACUUCAAAUUAUCGUGCCGAACACUCCUCCACCGAUGCCAUAGCCCUGGCGACACGUACGAAUGAGCUUGCGAAGCUGGGCCAUAUGUUACGCAACCUUGCUGUGGAUCAAGAUGUAGCAAUUGUUGUCGCGAAUCAAGUCUCUGAUCGCUUCGAUAUGCCCGACGUGCCGGACGACCCAGAUACUGAUGAUGAGUCUGCGUCACAAGAACAAAUGCCGAGCCAAACUGCAGAAGAUAUGGAGGGUUCUGAUCCGACGACUGAGCUUUCAAAGUCACAACCUCCAAUGUCAGAACCUGCAAUGCCGCAGCCUCAAAUGGCUCAGCCCUCAAUGUCCCAACCAGUGAACAUGGAAUAUGAAAGUACUCAACAAGCACCGUCCGAUUCUCAAGACCCGCCUUCAUCCUCUGCCAUGACUUCUUCUCAAUUCUACGGAGAUCACGACGAAAAUACAUUCCAACAGACACAUUGUGACACAGACCUCACGUUCAAACAAGCAACAAGUGUCCAUCUCCAAGAACGAUUCUUCACCGGCUGGGGCGAUGACUUCUCACCCCAUGCCUCCCUCAAAAAUCCAGCUAUGGGGAUAUUCUGGUCAAGCCAGAUUGCUUGUCGUAUUGCAUUGAAGAAAGAGGAAUCUAGAUUCGGAGUUCCAGCGCAUGACGUUUUAUACCCGACAUUUACAGCAGAAACAGCAGAAAAAACAGAAACCAGCUCAGAACUUCCAGACGAAAAACCCAUCACGGCGUCUGAAUUCAUGCGGUCUUCCCAGGAACAACCCGACACUAGCAAAGACGUCGAGCCCGCUGCAAUCCCCGCCCCGGAGUUCAAGGAAAGAAAAAGAAAAACCCCCGAUGCCCAGCCCGGUUCUCCAGAUGCAACAGCCCGAAACCCAGAUCCACAUUCCCAAGAUCAAGAUCUCGAAUACCUCCCCGACCGCGUCACAAGGAGAACAAUGAAACUAGUCUUUGCACCCUGGGCAGGACCGACAGAGCACGAACCAGAAGAUCUCCUACCAUCAACCCCACCAGGAAGAUCCGCCGAGCCACAGACCGACGAAGUGGACUUCGAAAUCUGGGCCGGCGGACUGCGGAGCGUCAGUUUCGAAUGA